CGACAGGAGCUGAACGGGUUCUACAUCCCGGAGAUGACGUCAGUGGUGUGCGCGUCGGCGGCGGAGAUGGUCCGCGUGAUGCGCGCGGGCAACCGCCACCGCGCCGCCGGCCGCACCGACAUGAACGAGCACUCGUCGCGCUCGCACGCCGUGUUCCUCGUCACCGUAGAAACCGCGCACCGCACCACCAACCGCAUACGCGUGGGCAAGCUGAACCUGGUGGACCUGGCGGGCAGCGAGCGGCAGCGCAAGACGGGCGCGUCGGCCGAGCGCCUGCGGGAGGCCUCGCGCAUCAACCAGGCGCUGUCCUCGCUCGGGAACGUCAUCUCCGCGCUCGCCGAGAACAGCCCGCACGUGCCUUACAGGGACUCAAAGUUAACGCGCAUCCUCCAAGACUCACUGGGCGGCAACAGCAAGACGAUCAUGAUCGCCAACAUCGGGCCCGCCUCCUACAACUACGACGAGACCAUCACCACGCUGCGGUACGCGCACAGGGCGAAAGCGAUAAAGAACAAACCAGUUCGAAACGAAGACCCGAAGGACGCGAAGCUGCGCGAGUACCAGGCGGAGAUCGAGCGCCUGCGCACGCUCAUCGAGCAGCGCAAGGCCGCCGAGCUCAGGCGCCGCCGCGCGCCGCGCCCCAAGCCGCAGGCGCCGCUCAGCGAACAAUCCGAAGAAGAAACGGUUAGCAUCGAAAAUGAACACUUGUUAGCGGAAUCGACGAUAGAGCAAGAGAAAAACAAGACAGAGGAGUUGGAACAACAAAUCCGGUCGUUGGAAGACCGGCUAGUCACAGGGGGCGGGGGCAAGGACCUCAUCAACAACCUCAACGAGAGCCAGAUCAUCCUCGAGCAGCGGAACAUGGAGAUCGCGGAGCGGAAGAAGCGGGAGGUGGAGAUGCAGCAGAAGAUAGACCUCGAGGAAGAAACGACGACGAUAGUCACCAACACAUUCGCCACCUUACAGCAGGAGGUCGACCAUAAAACGCAGAGGUUAAAAAAAUGCCUGGCGAAGUACACGUGCGUCCGCGAGGAGACGGCGGAGCAGCGCGAGGCGCACGACGCCGAGCGGCGCGAGCACGAGGCGCUGCAGGCCGCGCUCAUCGCCGAGCUGCGCCGCCGCCUGCUCGUGGCCGACUCCUUCGUGCCCGAGGCCGGCCGCGCCACCGUGCUGCGCCUGCGCUACAGCGACGACGCCGACGCCUGGGAGCUGCCCGAGCACAGCGGCGCGGAGGUGCUGACGGUGCGUCCCACAGCAUCAGGCGGGCGGCGGCCGCUGUGCUCGGCGGCGCUGGGCCCGGGCGCGGCGGCGCGGCGGCGGCCGCACAACUUGUUGGACCUGGCGCCGCUGCCGCUGCCGCCCACCACGCGCCACUACCGGCCCGCGCCGCCCGCGCCCGAGCCAGACCUGCGCGCCAAGUCCUGCAACCCCAAGGCGCUCAAGGCACGACAGGCGGCGGAGACGCCGGUGAAGAAGGAGCCGGACAUCGAGGCGCCGCGCAAGCACACCGCCCGCGCGCGGCCCCCCACCGCCCACCACCGCCUCGGCACCGCCGGCGUGCGGUAGGCCCGCCGGCUCCCCGGCCCCCCGGCCCCCCGGCCCCCUGCCCCGCACCUGCCGCUGAAAUAAAAACGAUUUCACCGAGACAGGGUGCCCGCGGACGACGUGAGACGAGCGAUACGACGCCUCGGCUGUUACUCUUGCUUCGAAAGUACACACGAAUACGAGGCGAUCUUAACCGCUGAAAGACUGCUGUUAGCUCUCGAGCUCGACCCCUUGUUUUUCGCUUCGAGGAGGCCCCUCGUUACCUCUGUGCAUCACAGUAAGGCACACGUAUGCACAUAAUUAGUGCCUCGUUCGUCAGAAAUCAUCGUCUCGUUGACUGGCAGACGUCGUUGAACUGACGAGUUCCUUCAGUUGUUUUCAGGUCGUUCGACUCGCAAGUCUCGCUCCCGCUCUGACCUAACGCAUACGUACGAAGCGAUCGACCGAAUUUUUAGUGAUAAUUCGAUCCAUUUGUAAACGUGUAGUUAUCUAAAUAGAAACUAAGGUGGACGGUCCCCUCGUCCUGAUAGGCCAAAGUACGAUUAAAAUAAGGUAUAAUAGACAAAUAAUAAUCCAAAAAAUAUACUUGAAGCUCGCAUUAAUACAGUGACAAUAGCGUACAUAAUGUCUGGCAUAAAAGUAAAAUGUAAUAUAAUUUAAAAAUGUAUUGUAUAGAUCGAACCAUCAAUGGCGUCCAUUGAGCUGUCGCUUCUCGUAAUGUAUGCGUUAACAGCGUCCGUUGUGUGCGCGCUAUGCGGCGCGGGCCGCGCGAGCAUUAUUUGUAAAUAAAUAUUCGAGUACGGGGAGGGUAAAUAUGCCACAGACUAAAUAAAUACACGCAUAAUUUUAAUGCUUGUCCUAUGUGGAAAAGGGAUACGAUUAAUUAAAAAUUUAUAUACGACGGCUGAUGCUGUAUAUUUGAUCGCUAUUUAUAAUUGUACGAGCUGAUGAAUCUGUGUUCGAUCAGAUGUGUACUAACAAAUUGUAUUCUGAUAUUAAAUUUAGCUUUUUGCGAAAAUUAAGCGUGUGUACUUGUUUAAUCUGUGACAUAGAUAGAAUAAAAUGUCACAAAUUUCAGUGAAUACGGUAAAUGUGAAAGAGUAAUUAUUAUGAUCUCAGUUUAUUAAUUUCCAGUAUUUACAGGGCAGUUGCGCUUUGUGUGUGAACGAGUAUAUGCACUCGCUCAAGUAAAAGCGCAAGUUUUCCCCGAUAGAUACCAUACUAUGCAUAUUACACACUUUUACAGUUAUCAAUUUAAUUUAACUGUUAUUUUAUACUUGUGAUAGGUUUGUAUGUCCCAGAAUUGCCUCUCGUUUAGUCAACCGUUAAUUUAAUUAACUAGAAAUCGCCGAAAUGUCAUUUUUUGUAAGAUUCAAAUAAAUUGUAGGCAAAAUAUCCAGAUGAAUUAUUGUAUUGGUAUCUAUUUGGAAAAAAUGAAUUUCUAAAUCCCGCAUAGAUUUUGUAAAUGCGAGGCAGAAAUGAAAUCCCUGAACAUGCCAAACUAUUUUUUUGUAUCUGAAUUUUGGUUUGUUUAGUCAAUUUAGGUUGUCGUUUGUUUUAUAUACGAUUUUAUUUUACCGUUGUUAUAUUUUUUAAAUUUUAUUUUGCGCUUCGAUAGUCCAGUUCGUGUUGAAGCGAGUGAUAUUAGGUAGUUUGUUAUAAUUAUGUAUUGAAAUUGAUUUGUACGCGAUGUAUUUGAAAUAUUUAUGAGCUGCUGCUACAUCGACGCGUCGCUCGCGCACUGAAUGUUCAAAUGUGUUACCAAAGAUGGCACCGGUCAUUCCAUGUAGCUUGUCCCACGUAUUGUAUUGAUAUUAAAGUGAUCAUGUUCCUUUAUUUGUAAAUUUCAUUAGUGAAUGCGUUAUAUUAUUUCUAGACACGGUUUCUAGUCAAUGGUUCUUGUAAACAAAUAUUGUAAAUAUUCGUAUAGUAGGUAUUUAAAAAGUAUUAGACAUAGUGUAGGUAAGUUGCUAAAUUCGCACAAUACUUUUUCGAUACCAGUCAUCCGGACUACGAAUUUGAAACAGUUAAUUUUAUUAUCAUCAUCAUGAGUAAAUAGAAUAAUAAGCCCUUAAGUUGAAUAAAUCACCGCAAACCGCUGUCACAAGCAGUGUCUUGUAUCUUGUUCUCUCAGUUAACGCCAAAAAAUAUUGGAUACCAUUAUCUUUUGCUCACGGCAAAGCAUAAUUUUUUACUUAUGUAAAGCUAUAGGUAUUUUAAAAUUAAUGAUGUACUCUGAUUUUUUGGCUUAUUAAUUACUGUUUAAAUUACUUUUGAUCCGAAGGAUGAAAUCAUGUGAUAUAUGGAUAUAUUUGAAAGCGCUAGUCAGCUGUGCCGCAUACAAGCUUAUACUCACCAAUAAAAUAUUUUCAAUUUUA
Molecule: messenger RNA, 3923 nt
Organism: Ostrinia furnacalis (Asian corn borer)
Lineage: Eukaryota; Metazoa; Arthropoda; Insecta; Lepidoptera; Crambidae
Product: kinesin-like protein 68D
Exons: 8
Biological process (GO): microtubule-based movement; mitotic spindle organization; spindle elongation
Cellular component (GO): microtubule associated complex
Molecular function (GO): ATP binding; microtubule motor activity; microtubule binding
Source: RefSeq, a predicted model, not a curated record